Messenger RNA from Pogoniulus pusillus (Red-fronted tinkerbird), 5658 nucleotides. RefSeq names its product NEDD4 E3 ubiquitin protein ligase (gene NEDD4). The record is from RefSeq and is a predicted model, not a curated record. Gene Ontology annotation, biological process: receptor internalization; ubiquitin-dependent protein catabolic process; protein polyubiquitination. NCBI's taxonomy places the organism in Eukaryota, Metazoa, Chordata, Aves, Piciformes, Lybiidae. The transcript has 25 exons. Gene Ontology annotation, molecular function: sodium channel inhibitor activity; protein binding; ubiquitin protein ligase activity. The coding region runs from base 1 to 3933 and encodes 1310 amino acids. Gene Ontology annotation, cellular component: cytoplasm.
AUGGCACAACGGUUAAGAUUGCAUUUUACUACCCAAAGAAGGAACACAGACCCAUCAGUGGAAGUCUCUGAAGAUGUUUUGGAUAGUAACAGUUGUAUGUACUUCAAAAGUCUGCAGAAUUCUGCACCUAAUGUUACACAAAUGAAACUGACUCCUAGACAAGUUGCAUAUGCACCUGUAAUGCAUAAAGUGAUUAAUCAAGAGGAAAAUGCAACUAUUUCUUCACUGCGAAUAAAAAAGAGCACUUCACUGCAUAUUUCCCUGCAGACUAGAAAAUCCGGUGAAUGUUUUCAGUCUGGUGAUGAUGUGGCUACAGGCGAAGACUCUUCAUUCAUUGGUAUUGGUAAUGAAGAAAAUGGCAGUGCUGAAAUUGUGGUUGAUCAUCGAUCUAAUGAUAGCCUUCUGAGCAAUACUGCCCUGUGCAAUGGCAGCCUUAGCAGUAUUGCAGCCAGUGACAGUGGAUCAUUCAGCAGUGCUGGCAGUGACUAUGGAUCAUGUGCAAGUACCACAAGUGAUGGAGGUUCAUAUAGUAACAGUGUCAUCAGUGACAGUGGUAGUGGCACUCUUCUGACAAGUGAUUGUACUUCAUGUAGUAAUGUUGUAUAUGAUGAUUCCUCGUACAGAAGCACUGCAAGCAAAUGGAAUCCCUAUAGGAACAACUCAUCUCAGGAAGUUCUGUGUAAAAGUAAUACUACUUUUGACCAAGAUGCUUUGUCAGUGAGGAGAAAAACUAAAAUUCCACUGCGACGUUGUUCAUCACUGGUUAUUUUCCCUAGGAGUCCUUCUAGUACUCCUCCAGCUUCUCCAGUAAGCUCUGGUCUGGUAUCACAUAGAAGUGCCUAUCAGACAUCCCAUAAACUAAUUAUUUCUCCCAGUGAGCUGGCACAGAAAGAUGAUCAAACCAUUUCCAAGGGAUUCCUUUCAACAGCAGUCAAUGGACUUCGACUGUCUAAAACAGUUUGCCCUUCUGGUGAAGUCAGAGACAUUCGACCACUUUACUUGAACAGAUCGUUACAGGCUAAAAGCCAAAUUUUGAGUAGCUCUGAGCAGGCCACUUGUGAAGAUGUAUAUGAUGGCUUCUCACGUGUUUCAGUUCACCUCACUCCACGACCAUUAGCAUCAAGCAGUGAAACGGUUAAUAGUUGCUGCAGUCCGGAGUUAAAUCUGAACUCCUGUGCAAAAUGCCCGCAUUUAAAACUGGCACGCAGCACAUCAGCAUGUUUACCCUCAAAACCAGAUUCAGAAUGUCACAGUAACAUAAAUGAACUGGAAAGACAGAGUGCACAGAUGAGCAAAGCCCACCAUGUUUUGCAAAGAAGUGUUUCAUUGGAAGGAUCACAUCAAAAAGUUUCUUGCUGUUUAUCCAGCCUUAAGUACAAGUGUCAUAGUGCAAGGACAUCUCAGUUGCACAUACAAUUCAAACCUGGGAAUGAAGGAAAACCAGCUGGUGUUAAGAAAAGAUAUGGAACUUCUAAAAGGGAAAUGUCUAGCACUUCUUUCUGGAGGCCCCAUAAGACUCGAGAUGAUUUUCUUGGGCAAGUGGAUAUUCCUCUUUACCAGCUACCGACAGAAAAUCCCAGUAUGGAGAGACCAUAUACAUUUAAGGAUUUUGUUCUUCAUCCAAGAAGCCAUAAAUCAAGAGUUAAAGGCCACCUUAGAUUAAAAAUGACCUAUUUACCUAAAAGCAAUGGGUCUGAAGAAGAAACCACAGAACAGGCUGAAGAAUUAGAGCCGGGGUGGAUUAUACUGGACCAACCAGAUGCUGCUAGCCAACCACAACAGCAGCAAGAUGAGUCUCCUCCAUUGCCUUCAGGCUGGGAAGAAAGACAAGACAUCCUUGGCAGGACCUACUAUGUCAAUCAUGAAUUCAGAAGAACCCAGUGGAAAAGACCAACUGCUCAGGACAAUGUAGCUGUUGCAGAUAUUGGUAGUGUGCAGCUGGAGGCCCAGCAUGUGUUCACUCAUCGGCGACAGAUAUCAGAGGAUACAGAAAAUCUAGACAACAGAGAUUCCCCUGAGAGCUGGGAAAUUAUAACUGAAGAUGAGGCAACAAUGUAUAGCAAUGAGAACCUUCAAAUACCUCUUUCACAGAGUAAUUGUGAUAUGCAGACUCACCUUGCAGAAGAAUUGAAUACCAGACUUACUACCUCUGGAAGUUCAGCUCCUGGCCAGUCAGCAGCCUACACUAACCAUUCCAGAAGAGGUAGCCUGCAGACAUACAGAGCUGAGGAGCAGCCUGCACACCCUGUGUUGUUGCCUACUUCAUCGGGAUUACCCCCAGGCUGGGAAGAGCGACAAGAUGAAAAAGGGAGGUCGUAUUAUAUAGAUCACAAUUCUAGAACCACUACCUGGAUAAAGCCAGUUGUACAGAUUGCUACAGAAACAGGUCAGUUGUCGGCUGCACAAAGUAUUUCUGUAGGAAGACAACCACAAGCAACAUCAAGUGAUCCAUCGCAGCAGCAGCCUUCUCAGCAGCAGCCUGAAGUGGAGCAAGGAUUUCUCCCUAAAGGCUGGGAAGUCCGACAUGCACCCAAUGGGAGACCAUUCUUUAUUGACCACAAUACCAAAACUACAACAUGGGAAGAUCCAAGACUGAAAGUUUCCGCUCAUCCAAGGAGAAAGACUUCACUAGAUCCAACAGAUCCAGGCCCAUUACCACCAGGGUGGGAAGAGAGAACCCACACAGAUGGAAGAAUAUUCUUCAUAAACCACAAUACAAAGAAAACACAGUGGGAAGAUCCUCGACUGCAGAAUGUGGCAAUAACUGGACCAGCUGUGCCUUAUUCCAGGGACUAUAAGCGAAAAUAUGAGUUCUUCAGAAAGAAGUUGAAGAAACAGAGUGAUAUUCCAAAUAGAUUUGAAAUGAAAAUCCAUCGCACAGCAAUCCUUGAAGAUUCUUACAGAAGAAUUGUAGCUGUGAAGAGGGCAGAUUUCCUUAAAGCAAGACUGUGGAUUGAAUUUGAUGGUGAAAAAGGUCUAGACUAUGGAGGAGUGGCCAGAGAAUGGUUCUUCCUUCUCUCUAAAGAAAUGUUUAAUCCUUAUUAUGGAUUGUUCGAAUAUUCAGCUACAGAUAACUACACUCUACAGAUCAAUCCAAACUCUGGACUUUGCAAUGAAGAUCAUCUCUCCUACUUCAAGUUUAUUGGUCGUGUAGCUGGAAUGGCUGUUUACCAUGGCAAACUUUUGGAUGCCUUUUUUAUUCGUCCUUUUUACAAGAUGAUGCUUCAGAAACCAAUAACACUUCAUGAUAUGGAGUCUGUGGAUAGUGAAUAUUACAAUUCUCUGAAAUGGAUUCUGGAAAAUGAUCCAACGGAGCUGGACCUCAGAUUUAUAGUUGAUGAAGAACUUUUUGGCCAGACCCAUCAACAUGAACUGAAGAGUGGUGGGUCAGAAAUAGUUGUCACCAACAAGAACAAGAGAGACUACAUUCACCUUGUAAUUCAGUGGAGAUUUGUGAGCAGAGUACAGAAACAAAUGGCAGCCUUUAAAGAGGGCUUUUUUGAACUAAUACCACAGGAUCUCAUUAAAAUUUUUGAUGAAAAUGAACUAGAGUUGUUAAUGUGUGGACUGGGAGAUGUGGAUGUGGCUGAUUGGAAACUACAUACAAAGUACAAAAAUGGCUACAACAUAAACCAUCAAGUAAUACAGUGGUUCUGGAAGGCAGUCAUAAUGAUGGACUCUGAAAAGAGAAUAAGAUUGCUUCAGUUUGUUACUGGCACAUCACGUGUACCUAUGAAUGGGUUUGCUGAGCUAUAUGGUUCAAAUGGACCACAGUUGUUUACAGUUGAGCAGUGGGGUACCCCUGAAAAACUGCCAAGAGCUCAUACCUGCUUUAAUCGCUUGGAUUUGCCUCCAUACGAGUCGUUUGAAGAUUUGUGGGAUAAACUUCUUCUAGCGAUUGAAAAUACUCAGGGUUUUGAUGGGGUUGAUUAAGAUACAGACGUAAAUCGUAACGGUCCAGUGCUGCAAUUUCAUUUCAAGGGUUUACAAACAAAUUUGAAUUUUCCAGGGACUACCAUUGUUUUUUAGUGAGAUGGCUAUUGAAUCGUCAGAGUAUCAGUUGUAAAACAAGGAUUAAAAAUUCACUCACUCCAGAAAAUGUAGCUUGCUGUUUCCCCCGGUUUGUGUACCUUGCUAACAGCUACAGCAGAAACACAUUGGACGGGCCAGUGCCAAGUAAGUAACAAGCUAAAAUGUUGUGAUUUUUUUAAACAGUUGCUUCUUCUACAGUAUUUGACAGACUGUUCUGGAGUAAAACUGCAAAGAAAGCUUUGCAGAGGGUAUAAAUUUGACUUGCUGCUUUAAGAGGGAAAAGUGAAAUUGUUAAACUGUUUUUAACAAAGCAAAACCAAAACCGAAGCCAAUAAACUUCCGCAUAGUGCAACAUCAUCAUCUGUGCUGCUUCAGGCUGUUUGCUGCCAACAUGCCCGAAGCACCUUGUAAUUCAGCAUAUCGAGUGAAACAUGGAAAAGUGGUUGUUUGUUGGGUUUGGUUUCUUUGCUUCAUCAGCCAUCAUUUUGUAGAGCAUCAGCUUGCAGACACAUUUUAUUUGUUAGAUUUGUUUCUGACUUGCUUUUGUUAAAACAGUGUUAAAAAAACCCCAGGAUUUUUGCAUGAAGCGGACAAACAGCAUAAUUCUGAGUUGUAAUGAGAAAUUGCAUCCAUUUCUUGUCUGAAUUUGUAUACUGCCAUUGUUUCAUUGGAUAAAUUCGUAGAUCAACAAUGGGUAACAGUUUCAAUUCAGCCUUUUGCAACAAACGAAUCUCCAAGUGAAAUUUGUCUGGAUAUCAGUCAGUAUUAGUUACUGGUAGUUAGAGGCCUUUAUUAUCCAUUCUUGCGGUAUUGCACUACGUAACAAUAAAUAACAUGUUUACAGGGUUUUCUGGGCCAAAUUCAGCAGUCUGUUCUGUGCAAACUUCUGAACUGUGUGGAGGUUGUGCACAUGUCACCAGGUGCAGAAUUUGGUUCUGUAAUAUGUUUACAGGUUAUGCUAGUUUCUAUAGCUACAGUUUUCUAUUAUUUUUUUUCCUCCACUGUUAGUCUAGAAACCAAAUUUGUUAAUACAAUAUAACCAAAGUUAUAACCAACAACGUGCAAUUUAUUGUAGAUCACCUUGUCCUAUAAAUUCUAGUUGGAUUUAUUUUGUAAAUGUGGGUAUUUUUUGUAUUAAUUUUAACACUUUUUUUUGGAGCAAGUGCUGGUUAAAAUUAUUAACAAAGUUGGUUCUAAAAGAAAAAAUUGGUUUAUAUACCUGACUUGCUCUGAUUUUAACAUUUUGUUACAAAGAUGAUCUAAGGAAAUGACAGUACCUAACUUUUGGCCAGCAAAUAGCUGUUCAGUCACAAUCUUUAUAAAUAUGCAAGGAAGUGUAGCACCUCUCUCUACACAGAUAUGUAAAUUAUGUAACAAAUGUAAUGGGUCUUAAGGGAUAUUUAAAAUCCCACUUUGUUUUAUUCUCUGACUAGGUCAUUAGGACUGAAAAUAUUACGUGUAAAUAAAGGUAACUUAUACAGAUUUCCCAAAUCUAUAUGCAGUUUUGUAAAACCAGAAUGAUAUAUUAGUAAAUCUGUAUAGAUUUUAAUAUAGCAGGUUUUCUUGCAAACUUUGAAGUAUAAAAUAAGGAUCCUGAAAGCAGUAAAUAAAAGUUUAUUCUAAAUA